GGAGCGUACUCGUCUUGAAUUGCCUUCCACCCACCACUUGCUCUUAUUAGCUGAGUGGUUGAGGAUGCCUGAGCGAGUAGAGAUAACAGGAGCUGACUUCGCUUGCUGCUCGCUCGAUAAUUGAAGAAGCCCAGGACCAAGCUUGAGGUUGACGUGCUGGGCUGGGACGUGCUCACCAGGCAAGACGACGGACAUGGAAGCUGGAAAAGGAAAAAAAUGCUCAACAAUACACUGCCUCCCGAACUCUCAAGUCUUCAGCUCAGCUUUAGAUGUCCACUUGAUCCUGUAGCGUGCGUCAUUUAUGGCUGCGACACCUUUGAUGAAUGAAUUUCCCGAGCUAGCCCACCUUACACGCGAAGAUCUUGAAGACCUCCUGAAUGACCCAGCUUACUUUCAGAGCAUAUUCCAUUCCUUGCCUCAGGUCAAGGAAUUAUAUCAAGCCCAGGCAGAGCUAGGCAUGGCGAAUGAAGCUAUCGCUCGAGAAAACCUAUCACUACAGGACAGACUGUAUCAGUUGCGGACAGAAACCCAAGAAGCCUUUGACGAAGCCAAGUCUUCGGAGUCCCGCUGGAAGGAUCUCGAACGCGAACAACGAGAGGUCUAUCAACGGUUCAACCCUCAGUUUCUUUUACUUCGUCUUCGUCAUGCGACUACUGCCCAAGAUGAUGCCUCAGAGGCUCUCGCCUCAUCAUUCGUGCAAUCCUCUCCUUCGCCCUCCACUGGUAACGAUGCCUCAGACGUAGAUGAGUUCGUCAGGGAAUUUAGAGAGCUGAGGAAAGUCUACCACAAACGAUUGAUGUGGGGCGAUAGGUGGGCUUCUGGACAGGUGUCUUGGGAGGACGGUUGAUGGGUUGAAUACGUUAUUGUUGCUAUGCA
Suillus paluster is the source of this 876-nucleotide messenger RNA. RefSeq lists its product as uncharacterized. The transcript is spliced from 5 exons. Gene Ontology annotation, biological process: protein targeting to membrane; ubiquitin-dependent protein catabolic process via the multivesicular body sorting pathway; protein targeting to vacuole. Gene Ontology annotation, cellular component: ESCRT I complex. Lineage: Eukaryota; Fungi; Basidiomycota; Agaricomycetes; Boletales; Suillaceae. The record is from RefSeq and is a predicted model, not a curated record. Bases 302 to 847 code for a protein of 181 amino acids.